Drosophila hydei is the source of this 1130-nucleotide messenger RNA. Its product is annotated as collagenase. The record is from RefSeq and is a predicted model, not a curated record. Gene Ontology annotation, molecular function: serine-type endopeptidase activity. The coding region runs from base 221 to 1099 and encodes 292 amino acids. The transcript is spliced from 2 exons. Gene Ontology annotation, biological process: proteolysis. Lineage: Eukaryota; Metazoa; Arthropoda; Insecta; Diptera; Drosophilidae.
UAGAAAGCUACAUACCAUUAUUGAUGAAUAUAAUAGCCUUCGAGCUCUUCCUUUCACCGUAUUUAUAUACCCCAAUUAGUGUAUUUUUGUACCCAAUAUACAAAGGGCAUUAGGAAAUUAGUUAAUUUUGUUUUUGUUUUUAACUAAUAAAGAGAUGGCACGCUAAGAAGUUAUUAACUAACUGUAAGAUAAGCUGCAAUGCACGCCUCAAAGUUGUUAAAUGGGAGACUAUAUAAGAAGCAUUUUCAACUCAAUGUAUCAAGUACAAAAAAUAUAUAGAAUGAGUAAGUUACUCCAUCUACUGUGCCUGCUGGUAAGUUUCGGCGUAAUCCUUGGUCAAGGACAUCUGCGUAUUAUCGAUGGUAAACCGGCCUGGCCGAAGCUGUUGCCCUACCAAGUGCUGCUAGAAGCCACGUUCAAGGAUGAUAAUAAAACGUACUAUUGUGGCGGCACCAUUAUCUCCAAGCGCUGGAUAUUAACUGCUGCCCAUUGCCUUGUAAAUUCAAGCCUUGUAUUGGAUAAUGUGAUUGUCAGCGCCGGCAUCGUGAACGCAACAGAUGAAAAUGAGUUCGGCCGUGUGGAAAUGUUGGUCAAAAUGCAGGAUACCGUUGUGCAUUCAGAGUACAAUAAUAAAACUAUAGAAAAUGAUAUUGCUCUGAUCCACUUACCAGAGGAUUUAAAGCUAAACGAUUAUAUACAGCCAGCUAAGCUGCCCAAGAGGAAGCACCCAAAUGCAUAUGACUUCCGCAAAGCUAUUGUCUCCGGCUGGGGUCAAACCAACCAUGGACCCACCGAUAUCUUGAAAUAUUUAGUCGUCAGAAUCAUUUCGAAUAAGCACUGCGAAAAGUUAUGGUCCCUUGCUUUGAAUGGGCUACGGAAACUAAUACUCAAUUCAUUUCUGUGCAUUGAUACGAGACGCGGGUUGCCCUGUUUCGGUGAUUCGGGCGGUCCUCUGGUUCUAGAUGAUGGCUCUGAUACUAUAGUGGGUAUCGUCUCGCAUGGUUACGAUGCCGAGUGCAAUAUACGUGUACCGGAUAUUUUUACGCGCGUUUCUUCGUUUGUGGAUUGGAUUGAGAUGCACACGGGCAAACUCACGUAGCCUUAACUUUAAUUACAUUUGUGUAUGGCUA